This is a messenger RNA of Penicillium canescens, 1401 nucleotides long. Its product is annotated as Zn(II)2Cys6 transcription factor. The coding region runs from base 1 to 1401 and encodes 466 amino acids. NCBI's taxonomy places the organism in Eukaryota, Fungi, Ascomycota, Eurotiomycetes, Eurotiales, Aspergillaceae. Gene Ontology annotation, biological process: positive regulation of transcription by RNA polymerase II. The record is from RefSeq and is a predicted model, not a curated record. Gene Ontology annotation, molecular function: zinc ion binding; transcription cis-regulatory region binding; DNA-binding transcription factor activity, RNA polymerase II-specific. The transcript has 4 exons. Gene Ontology annotation, cellular component: nucleus.
AUGUCGACCCGCUCCUACCAGGGCUGUUGGACAUGUAAGCGACGGCGUCGCCGCUGCGAUAACGCGCGCCCUACUUGUCAGAACUGUGCUGAGCGCGGGGUCGUGUGCGAGGGCUACGAGGUUCGGCUGCGCUGGGGCAGUGGCAUUGCGUCGCGCGGCUAUUUUACUGGUGCUGCUAAGCCUGUCAAGGGUUCUGCGCCGAGCAGGCCGAGGGGUCGCCAGAGGGAUUUGAGUCGGGAGAGGAAGAAGCGGGAGACGGAGGGACUGGGGAUUUCUUCUGGAUCUGACGGGAAUCGGGCUUUGGAAGACAGUCCAACAAAUGACGAGCAGGUCGUUGAAGAUGAGGUUCUUUUUAACAAAUUUAUGAAUGAUGGCAUCAAUGCCCUACAUUCCACGACAGCAAGAGACAGUAUGUUGCACGACCGUCUUCCGCAACUAUGUCAAGAAUCCAGCGCACUGUAUUCUAUCUGCAUUGCAUUCCAACUUGCAUUGACAAGCUUCGCCAUGCCGCGCUUCUGCGAGUACUUCGACACAGCCCUAGGAACAUUUCGAUCAGAACUGGCACGUAGCACAACCCUUUCUGACGGGACAUUGACCUCUGGGCUGCUGCUGUGUAGCAUUGGCUUGAUGCAUGGUUUGCCUUGGACUAUGCAUCUAGAAGGCAUGCACAAUAUUCUGCAAAGCCACGGCUUAAACGAUACACAUCGGCCAUCUACGCCAACCCAUUUCAGGAUUCAUCUACUGGAGGUCAUGGGAGUCAUGGAUUUGGCUAGCUUUUCUAUUGGUCGCCAAAGCCCGCGUAUAGGCAUCUGGCGUCGCUAUUGCCAACCUGCUGCUCCUAGGUAUGGCAUUGAGCCUGUGAGUGGUAUCCCGCGCACCUUAUUAGACAUCUUCGCGGGAAUAGGGGCAGAGGCUACGGAGCAGACGUUCUGGGACUGGCCGGGUGAGCCGGGCAGUUUUCUACAAUGCUAUCUCUGGGAGGCACAUCGGUUAGCUGGUAUUUUGGCUCUUCGCAGAGAAACGAGAGCUUCUUUUCCUAGCCAGGGCGACACUAGCACCUCGGCAUGGCGACAGCCCGCAAGGUGCCCGGCAGAUACAACUGUGCUUGUUACACGAAUUAUGGCUUCCCUCGAUGCCAUGCGCCUCGCAUUUAUUGAGCGUCCAACGGAAGAUGCCUUCAUCAAGAACGCGACCAUUUUUCCUAUGUUUGUGGCUGGAUUAGAAGUCAGUGUGUUAUGUCGCAAACCAGAAUGGCAGCAGGCUAUCCGUAAGGAGUUUUCACAAUCUCAUCAAUGUCAAAUUCUUCUGAGUCUGUUGGAAGAGCUAUGGAGAAAGGGGGAUCCAGCUAUUGAUAUACAUGAACUGGCUCGCUCAAAGGGACUCGAAAUGGGCUUGUUAUAA